AUGCCGCCGUUUGCGGUCUGGUGCCUCGCCCUAGUGGCCGUGCCCUUGCCUGAAGCUUCAGGAGAUGCACGGGAGGCACAUCACCGACCGCAAAUGCGGCGUGAGCCACUUCAGCACAGCAUGGCACCGGAGCCUGGCGAGGCCGAGCUGAGCCACAACCGGCACUGGCCGCAUGGAAGCCGGAUCUCACCGGCGCCUCGAUCGCCUCGAAGAGCUUCCGUGGGAAGUCUUGGUGACGUCUUCGUGCAGGAGGCCGAGGACGAUGAUAGCGUGUGCAAGAGUCUGUGCCAUGCCGUCGAUAUCACCUCGAUUUCCAAGAAAUGCUCCGACCUGUCGAACGAGGAGUGUGCGAGCGCGGCCUUCUAUGAGACCUUGGACGAUGGCAACCGGAGGCCGUGCUCACUGCAAGCUGCUGGGGUGUCUCUCUCGGACCCAGAGGCCCAAAACUGUGGAGUCGACUCCAAGCAAAUCUGCCGCAAAGGGAGUCCGCUGUGCCAGGAGGAUGCUGGUUCUCCUCGCAGCCCGUUGGAAGCAAUUUGCAACAUCUGCUCUGGCGGCGCCGAAUUUUUGCCAGAUGCGACUGCCUUCAUGGAGGAUGGUAAGCCCUUUUCCUGCCAAUUUGCGCUGGAUCAGAUUCGUGCGGGUGGAUCGAGACUGACAUGCCAAGAGGCAGCAGAAGAGUAUGCCGACUGCUGUGCACGCAGCGAUAGCGACGGCAAAUCUGGACCGUCGGACCGGACAGACAACUGGAGCUGCGAAUUGUGCGCAGGAUUCGGAGACUUGAACAGCACAGCCGUGGCCAUGGUCAUCGAAGGCAGCCCGAUGACUUGCAGCGAGGCGCAGGACAACCUCCGGAGCGGUCGUGCGCCAAUCUCCUGCGAAGUGGCGCGAGACUCUUCCCUUGUCGCAAGAUGCUGCAGGGAGAGGGUCGAUGACCAUGCGGCCGUGGGGCUUCAGAACUGCAGCAUCUGUGGCGCGGGGGAGACCUUCGAUGCCGAGUCCAUUGCAUACACCAGCGAUGGCGAGAUGCUCACGUGCGAAGAUGCAUACAGUCGGCUCCAUGAUGGUUCUGUCAAGACAUCCUGCGAGGAUGCACAGGGCAAGCUGCAGGGCAAGUGCUGCAAGUGCUACUUGUGCUCAGAGGGACAGUCCUUGAUCCCCGAUGCAGCGGCGGAGCACAUCGAAGGAGGCGAGCCGAUGGCAUGCCAGGAGGCGCAGCUGCUCCUGAGAGGCAAUGCCUCGAAGCCACCCUGCACAGAGGCCAAGCGCAAGUGGUCCGAGUACUGCUGCGGGGAGGCCGCAACGGACGCGGCGAUGGUGCGGGCGGCGGCGACGGCGACGGCGGCGUCGCAACCGGCUCCUCCGGGACCUGACCAACAGCCGUCGACAUCGAACCAUGUGCAAGGCCAGUCCUCUGUUCGCAGCACGACAGAGGAUACAGAGGCGGAGGAGUACGGAGAAGAGGCACCUCCGGCACUCCAAGUCCCAACUGUGGGUUCUGAGUCUGGCUUCACAAGGCUCGACAGACUAGCCACAUUCAGCCACUGA
Molecule: messenger RNA, 1548 nt
Organism: Symbiodinium sp. CCMP2592
Lineage: Eukaryota; Dinophyceae; Suessiales; Symbiodiniaceae
Source: the annotation of a GenBank genome assembly